This is a messenger RNA of Suillus subalutaceus, 1131 nucleotides long. RefSeq lists its product as uncharacterized. The record is from RefSeq and is a predicted model, not a curated record. NCBI's taxonomy places the organism in Eukaryota, Fungi, Basidiomycota, Agaricomycetes, Boletales, Suillaceae. The transcript is spliced from 5 exons. Gene Ontology annotation, molecular function: mRNA binding. Gene Ontology annotation, cellular component: mRNA cleavage and polyadenylation specificity factor complex. The coding region runs from base 124 to 732 and encodes 202 amino acids. Gene Ontology annotation, biological process: mRNA 3'-end processing.
CUUCCAAUCGCUUAUUAGUCAUCAGAGAACAACUUGAAGCCUUGGCCACUAGUUGCCAGACUCCACUAAAUUUGAUCCUACCAGUUGCGUUAACUGCCGCUGCACCGCACCCCCUAGAACGCAAUGUCUGGGCAAGAAGAGCAGCUCACCGAGUUGCUUUUGACGCUCAAGAAAACAACUCCAGAGCAAGCACGCGCUAUCCUCGCGUCCACACCGCAAAUCGCAUAUGCCCUCAUCGGUCUGAUGGUGAAAAUGAAUGCUGUAGAUGUCCAAGUCCUGCAGAAAACGCUCACGGCCUAUUCAACAUCGAUCCAGCAACAGCAACCACAAAAUGCAGGCCCGUCGACUGCGCCUGCCAUCCAGCCUGCUUCUGCAAUCCCACCCCACCUCCAGCAGUACCGUACACCAACACCGCAGUCCCAAACGCCGCCGCACGUGCCAUCACAUACACCUACCCCUCCUCAUUAUCCUAAUGGACAUGGGCAGGGUCCACAGCAAAAUUUCGGCUAUGGAGCGCCCUCCCAAUAUGGUGUGCAAGGAGGAUAUAGCACGCCGCAACAAGCCCCCAUAGGUGGUGGCAUGAUUCCAGAUGCCCUGGCAUCGAUCCCUGAUGAGCAAAAAGCUAUGAUAAUGCGCGUCAUAGCUAUGACAUCAGACCAGAUCAACAUGCUCCCACCGACGGAGCGCGCGAGCAUUAUUCAGCUGCGCGCAACGCUAGGGCUGCCGUCAUAAGGGUCUACGCUAGCCACUCAUAUCUCAACAUGACAUAGAUGACCUGCUUGGCACCCGGUAUCGGGGUGAUACACUAGUAGGGCGUUCCUUUGAGAACGUAAGUGAUUUCCUUCUGACCCGCGGCGUAUCGACAAAGGCGGCCGCGAGUUUAACCCGGUGGAGACGGUGACCAGCAAAUUAACCGAUUUGAUCAUGGCGAGCAACCUACAUUUGAUGGAAUUAUGAUUUAUAAUUCGAUUACUCUCCGUGUUUGAAUAAUAGACCGAUGAUGCAAAUGCAAUUCCGAGGCUUACAGCAAGUCUUAGUAAAUGGGUAUUAGCUUAUCGGAAUCCGCCCUGGCAUUCUAGUGUGCAGUCAAGACCCUGGUGAUGCAAAAGCAUUCUUACUACUAGCGUAUCG